Chanos chanos (milkfish) is the source of this 2757-nucleotide messenger RNA. It is a transcript of the gene abi3bpa, whose product is annotated as ABI family, member 3 (NESH) binding protein a. Gene Ontology annotation, molecular function: protein binding. Bases 1 to 2757 code for a protein of 918 amino acids. Gene Ontology annotation, biological process: extracellular matrix organization; positive regulation of cell-substrate adhesion. The transcript is spliced from 19 exons. The record is from RefSeq and is a predicted model, not a curated record. Lineage: Eukaryota; Metazoa; Chordata; Actinopteri; Gonorynchiformes; Chanidae.
AUGAAAACUUUUGCAGUCUUCUUCAUCUUCAUUUUCCUCAGUGUCACGCUCCCAUACACAGCGCAACGUGAGAAUCUGAAGGUGAAGAUCAGUGCGAGAGGAGACACCAUCACGCUGAAGUUUUUCCAGCCUUAUGUGGACACUAAAUUGGAAGGUUACAUUCUGGGCUAUGGAAGCAGCAUGUUCUCCAGGCAGUUCAUCCAGCUGCCUGAAGGGGGCGAGCCCUACGAGACUGAGAUUGACGCUGAGCCAAAAUAUCUGAUUGCUGUUCAGCCAGCCAAAUCAAAUGAGGUGAAGAAAAAGUGCACAGGCAAGGUUGACCUUGCGAAGCCGUUGAAUUUGGUGAUUGGUUCUGUGACAAACAGCUCUGUGAUGCUAUCAUGGGGAACAAUUCUGAAGACCCCUUACACAGAGACCUACGUAGAGGACUGUCUCGAGGAGGAUGGUCAAUAUACAGUGCGUUACAGAGAGGAUGAGAAAGAGAAGGAGAGAGAAAAAGAGAAAAGCCCCAAAUGGAAUUAUCAGAGUUGUCCCACCACACACACAGUCAUUGAUAAUCUUAAACCAGACACAGACUAUGAGUUUGGUGUCCGAGCCGAUACACGUGAUGCUAGUGGGGAAUGGAGCCCACCAGUCACCCACAACACCGCAGGACCAGGCGUCGACGUCAGGGCUCUCUCCUCUGUGGAGGCUCCGCCCACAUCUGCCCAGCCUCUCCCCUAUAAUCUUCCCUCCACAACACUCCCUCAACCCAAAAUUCAAAAUCAACCCAGCACAUCUCAGUACCAACCCACAACUCAACACCAAAUAAUCACAUCUCGCCAACAACCAAAAAUUCAACACUGGCCUAGUACAUCUCACCUUCACACAAGCGAACAACAGCCCACCACUCAACACCAACUCACAGCUCAAUACCGCUCAACUACUCAACCCCAGACUACCACUCAGAACCAAACUAAUGCUAUCAAAACUACAUCUGGCCUCCAAAAACACACCAACAAACCCCCUCUCAGCUCAAACAAACCCAAAGUGUACACUUCUAAAGGACUGCUGAGCAGGAAGACAUCCACUCACCAACAAAACACCUCAAAACACCAUCUCAUAGCCACCCAAAAUCAAUACAGCACUAUCCCACCUCAGAAGCAGCCCAGAACUAUCAAAAACCAACCCCCUAAAGAAAACCACACGCACAGCUACACUAAAUUACAAACUAUCACCAUCCCAUGGUCACCAAGUUCUACCACAUUUAACUCCCCUGGAGAACCACAACCUACUCUUCCCUUACCCCCCGCAGAGAAACACUCACCCAGCCCCAUUCGUAAACAACCACUCAAUGCUAUCCAAACAUCACACAGCACAGCGCCACCUAUCACCACCCUGUACCAACCUGGGGCAGCCAAGCACCCAGUUACUGACAUCCAGGAACCAGUCAGUCAAUCGGGUCGAGUUAUCUGGAACAACUCCUCCAUCUCCAUGCCCUUCUCCCAAGUUACAACAGCAGUACAGAAAGUAGGGCCACGUCACCAACCCGCUCCUCUCUCUGCUGUCAAUCAAAUCAAGCCACACCCUUUUCGCAAAAACACCUUCCAAGGAAAAACAAGGGGAGGUAAUGGGGAACGACACAAGGGGCUGCUGCAGUCUAAAAAAGUCCAAGGCUCUGGUUCAGCGCCACCUUCUGUGAAAAAGUCCAACCUGGUGGGGAAAUUCAAGGAAAAAGAGAAGGUAAUUGAUCUGAAGAAGGAAGACCCAAUACCUGUCCCGAAACUCUACACCUCUACGACUACAAAGACACCCGCCAAUAAAGAUGUGCCAAGGACAACCACACUCUUCCAUCUCUUCAAUGAUAGUAACUUUGACACAGGUGAUAACUCAUCAGUGUUCAGCCAUGUCCCUUCCUCUAAGGUAGAUAACAAGGGGAAGGAACGUUUCACUGCCCCUCAUGUGAUCUACAAGACAGACAAGCAUCCAGAUGAGCCCUGUUCCAUCACUCACUCCCUCAGUUUCUUCCCUGAGGAGGAGGUCAGUGACAUAAAUGUCACAGCUCCGCCCAGAAACCCACCUUCCAACCUCACCGUGGUAACUGUGGAGGGCUGUCCCUCCUUCAUCAUACUGGACUGGGAGAAAGCAGAUAAUGAAACAACAGAAUAUGAGGUCACUACCUCCACUAAAGGACCGCACGGUGACGAGGUGUCAGUUCUGACAACCAACCAGACACACACAGCUGUGGAAAAUCUAAAACCAGAGAGCAGUUAUGAGUUCAAGGUGACCCCGAAGAACGAACUGGGUUCAGGCCCCACUAGCCAACCUGUCACGUUCAGUACAGAAUCAGCGGACCCACGAGUGAGUGACCACCGAACAAGUAAGAAUGCCAUCUGGUCAUCAUACUCAUUCAAAACUGAGUCAUACUCAGAGUGCAGUGGGAGACAGUAUGUGAAGAGGACUUGGUACCGCAAGUUUGUGGGCAUACAGCUGUGCAACUCUCUGAGAUACAAAAUCUACCUGAGCGACUCACUCAACGGUAAGUUCUAUGACAUAGGAGACCUAGCUGGCAACGGGGAGGACCACUGUCAGUUUGUUGACUCGUUUCUGGAUGGAAGGACAGGAAGUCAACUACCACAAGACCAGUUACCCCGCAAAAAAGGGUAUUACCGAGCUAUGCGUCAGGAACCUGUGAGCUUUGGUGAUAUAGGAGGUGGCACUCAUAUCAACUACGCCUCCUGGUACGAGUGUGGAACCUCCAUCCCAGGGAAGUGGUAA